Molecule: messenger RNA, 957 nt
Organism: Tetranychus urticae (two-spotted spider mite)
Lineage: Eukaryota; Metazoa; Arthropoda; Arachnida; Trombidiformes; Tetranychidae
Biological process (GO): innate immune response; central nervous system formation
Cellular component (GO): extracellular region
Molecular function (GO): Toll binding; growth factor activity
Source: RefSeq, a predicted model, not a curated record
AAUCGCUAGAUUGUACAAACAAUUGACCAUAUUUGUUUAUUAGACUCCUAAGAGCGAUUUGAUCAACAUCUUUUCUCUAGUAUUAAAUAUUUUUACACAAUAUAUAUAUUGGUCAGUUAUAUCACAGCCAACAGUGUGUAUCUUACCUUUAAUCAUGAUUAGUCAAGUUAAAAUUACAACUUUAGGAAUUAUCUUAGUGUCCAUUAUCCAAAUUUGGCUUCCAAAUGUAGCAGGUCAUAAGAUACAUUUAUCAGAUGGUACACUUAAAUUAAUCAUUCGUAGUUAUGUAAACGAUUUACUUACAAAAUAUCAGCCAGAUCCAAAUCUGCGAUCCCAUCUUCAUAAAAUGAGCUCUCAUGUUGUUAAUCAUCCUGCAUUGUAUCAAAAACGUUUGUAUAUUGGAUCUGAGCCUCCAACACAUGAUCCAGAAAUAGAAGAUGAUCAAUCAUCAAUGAUGGUGAUGAAACGAAAAGUACCUAAAGAAGAAACUCCAACCGAACAGUUUCCAUCUGAAGAAAUAUGUCCGACUAAUAGACAAUGGGAACAAAUCAACAAGACUCAUGAUUUAUAUGAUAAUGAAGUUGAAGUUAUUCAAGAAGAAGGAAUGACUCAAUUUAUUUAUACAUAUCGGUGUUCAUCUAAUAAAGCCUCAUCGUGUGUUGGUAUAUCGCCAUUGUACAAUAGUGAAUGUACAGAGCGUAAUGGAUGGGUUUACAUGUUGCACAAGAAGCCUGGUGAUGAAGCACCUCAAUGGGGUUAUGUUGCCGCUCCACAUCAUUGUGCUUGUAAAAUACAACCCAAACUGGAAGUAACUGUACCAUCAAGUGAACGUUGAAGUCUUUAAUCAUUGAAUCAAUUGUUCCAACUCAGUCUUGCUUCGAUUCAUCAUCAUUCUCAAAUAUAUUUGAUUCAAUUCAUCUGAAUGAUGCUGAAUGAUCAUACAUCUGAACUAUACAU